UGCACAUCGCCAUCGGACCGGGACAGUGGCCACAUCGAUGCAACAUGGGUUGUGGCAAUUCUUCAGCCGCCAGCACUGGAGGGGGACCAGCCGAUUCCUCCAAAGAUGUGACAGAAGAGCCCACAGCCGAUGAUGAAAAAAGAAGGAACUACGGUGGGGUAUACGUCGGCCUGCCAACAGAUCUGACAACAGUGGCUUCCAGUCAGUCCAAGCCAACGCAGUAG
Gadus chalcogrammus (walleye pollock) is the source of this 224-nucleotide messenger RNA. RefSeq names its product overexpressed in colon carcinoma 1 protein homolog. Lineage: Eukaryota; Metazoa; Chordata; Actinopteri; Gadiformes; Gadidae. The record is from RefSeq and is a predicted model, not a curated record. Bases 45 to 224 code for a protein of 59 amino acids. The transcript has 5 exons.